UGCACACUACUUACUAGACUUUCUAUUAGGGCUCGCUCUACCGGAGAUGAGGAGAAUUCUAGCUCAACGACGCUGGACACCUCUCGGGAAGAAGUGGCUAGAGAAUUGUCGAGCUUACAGCGUUCCAGCGUCCUCCAAAGUUGUAAGAGAUGAACGCUUUGCAACACUGGAUGAUCAAGAUAUCAAGCACUUCUCCGGGAUAGUGGGAUCGAAGGGCCUGGUUGUGGACAAGGAUGAAUUGGAAGUGGCCAACACGGACUGGAUGAGGAAGUUCAAAGGAUCCGCUCAGCUCCUCCUUCGCCCCCAAUCUUCAAAUCAAGUAGCCGAGAUCCUGAAGUACAGCAGUUCGAGAAGAAUUGCUGUUGUUCCUCAAGGUGGCAACACGGGGCUUGUUGGAGGAAGCGUUCCUGUAUUUGAUGAGGUUAUAGUCAAUCUAGGAGCAAUGAACUCGAUCAUUUCCUUCGAUGAGGUCAGUGGUAUUCUCAUCUGUGAAGCAGGCUGCAUUUUGGAAACACUGGACAAAUUUCUUGCGGACAAAGGUUUCAUGUUUCCCUUGGACCUCGGAGCCAAAGGAAGCUGCCAGAUCGGAGGAAACGUUUCUACAAACGCAGGUGGCCUUCGUUUGAUAAGAUACGGGUCACUGCAUGGAAACAUUCUCGGCCUUGAAGUUGUAUUAUCAGAUGGAACAAUUCUGGAUAUGCUAUCGAGUUUAAGAAAGGACAACACGGGCUACGAUUUGAAGCAACUCUUUAUUGGAGCCGAAGGAACACUUGGAGUGGUGACUAAAGUGGCUGUGCUGACACCACAAAAGCUACCUUCCGUGAAUGUGGGAUUUCUGGCGUGCACAGACUACACAAGCUGCCAGAAAAUGCUUCUCGAAGCAAGGAAACAUCUCGGCGAAGUGCUGUCGGCAUUUGAGUUUAUUGAUUCGUUUGCGCUUGAUAUGGUGCUAAAACACUCCGGACAUCGUCAUCCACUUCCCGAUGCCAAGGAAAAAUUUUACCUUCUCAUAGAAACCACAGGCAGUAAUCAGUCACAUGAUAAGGAGAAGCUAGAUAACUUUGUGGAGACUGUUCUUACACAAGGACUCGUUGUCGACGGCACAAUCGCACAGGACAACACUCAAAUAUCAAAUUUCUGGCAUAUAAGAGAGGGAAUUGCCGAAGCCCUGGGGAAGGCUGGAGCAGUGUACAAAUACGAUCUCUCAAUACCGAUCAAAGACCUCUACAAUCUCGUGGAAAUUCUUCGUGAACGACUCGGAGGAUUAGCCACAGUGGUAGCGUACGGUCAUCUCGGCGAUGGAAAUCUUCAUCUAAACAUCUCCGCUCCAGACUACGACGAAAAGCUUAUAGCAAAGAUAGAACCAUUCGUGUACGAGUGGACUGCGGCGCACAAAGGCAGCGUAAGCGCCGAGCACGGGCUGGGCUUCAUGAAAGCCCACGCAAUCCACUACAGCAGGAGUCCCGAGACGGUAGAAUUGAUGAGAAAGAUGAAAGCUAUGCUCGACCCAAACGGAAUUCUUAAUCCCUACAAAGUCAUAGCGUGAAAAAAAAACGAAAAGAAAAGACACGUGUACUGUCGAGCUCAAGCUGUACACCGCGCGAGACUACCGGUUAAGAUGAAAAAAUUGUGCCGGGCAGUACUGUUGGAGCUUAAGUAGCGUACCGCGUGGUACUAUUCGAGCUGUAUACCGCACGGUAUUAUUGCCUCCCAUUUGCAAUGUAAGCGAGUAAAUGCCCGCGCUCUCUACAAAUGCCGCGCGGCGACUGUUUCAAAGAAGCCUUCCAACGGCGCUGGAGGCACUGAAACACAACCUCUUCCACCAAUGCGGGCAAUCCACAGCGCUAGCCCUCGCGAGAAUUUUUCAGAUCACAUUGCUUAUGUUGUUUCCUUGAUUGAUAAGUUUUGAUGCGAGCAUUUAUAUAUAACAAUUUUU
This is a messenger RNA of Selaginella moellendorffii, 1936 nucleotides long. Its product is annotated as D-2-hydroxyglutarate dehydrogenase, mitochondrial. Lineage: Eukaryota; Viridiplantae; Streptophyta; Lycopodiopsida; Selaginellales; Selaginellaceae. Bases 47 to 1546 code for a protein of 499 amino acids. Gene Ontology annotation, molecular function: catalytic activity; FAD binding. The record is from RefSeq and is a predicted model, not a curated record. Gene Ontology annotation, cellular component: mitochondrion. The transcript has 15 exons.